CUUCACACGAGAGCGGACCCCGUGACUUCCUCGCUUUGAUCCCACAUCUUUCGACUUGUUUGAAAAAACAUUUUCGAUGCUAAUUGCGUAACGACACUAGCGGCUUAACACUUCAGUAGUAACUAUUUCAAAUUAUUUUGAAUUUUUCAUUCCAUCCAAAUCUUACAGCGAAAGAGAUAUAGACGACGUCGAGAGCGAAGCCCACACUUUUCUCCCGAGUCCUCUUUUGAUUAUCUUUUUCAUCAUUGUCUCCAUUUCCAUUGACUUGCUUCUACCAAACAGACAGAGCUAGCUUCACUUCCUUAUCCUUUCGUUGGAAUGUAAUGCUCAGUUCGUAUUCGUCGCACAGAAGACACCUAAAAGAAGCACAGUGCCCCACAGCUUAACGAGUACUCAGCAUCGAUUAGCAAACGGAUUUUGAACUAGACGUGAAACGAAAACGGAUUUUGAAUAAAACUCACGGCUUUUGAAUGUUGUUGAAGUGUCUUAUCGUUGUGUCCUAGCCUACAAGUCCUGCGUAAGCAGCGUCCAACACAAUCACAAGCGCGCGCUGCGGCUGUCGUAAAGCUAUCGGAAAGUGAUCGAGCGGAAGUGUCGCAGGGCUAUCCCUCAGGCAUCAGGCUCGCGGCAACUGCAAACUUUUUCAGGUAAAGUUUACUCAUUUUGAGUUAUAGCUAUCACAAUUUCUGACGCUAUUAGUGGGCCCCUGAGUCGAGGUGGGUGGGGCAAUGAAUCUGGGUCCACAUUCCUGGCUUGGCCUUGCUGCAAGUCAACAAGGGGACACAGAGGCAAGGGUUGACAGGAAUCAAGCGAAGUCGCAGUAGAGAAAGUCGGUUAGUUCGUUGUUUGGCACCUACGCCCGGUCGCUGUGUUCGUCAUCUCGCACCAAGAUGAAAGCUGGUGCUCCGACUGGACAGACUCUCGCCUUUCCUCCCCAUUUGUGACUCAACUUGGCCGCGGGCGAUUUGUUUCUGAUGCCACAAAUUUCGUCCGUGCCAUUCACUCACUGGAAGACCCGACAGCGCAGGGUAGCCUGAGGCCUUGGCGUGGUCUUGACCAAGAAGGAUGCCUGUUUCACGUAACUAAGCGGAGGCGGGCUGGACAGAUCCACGCAAGGGUGGGGCCCUGCUCCUCGUCUUCCUCACUUAGAUGUGGCCUGCUGCUCGGGCGUUUGGCUUUCCCUCUAUCUGCGGCCUCGCGAUCAGGCCCGCGCACUUCUUUGGUGCCGAUCGUGAAGGCUUGGCGCCUUGGCUGGGGUUGCUGGGAGUAGGGUUCGGACUAUCAAGCCGAAAGGCGAAGUCCGAUGGGGGGCUCGCAAGAGGCUGCUCGCUCUUAGGGUGUGGCCCGGCGUCUGUCUGCUGUGGUCGGUUCAUUUCGAAACGAGUUAGAAUCGGCGGCCUGGGUUUGCUUGCCUUUUGAUGUCUAGGGCCGGGGAGGGCGUGUUCCGCCGCUAGUUUUCUACCUAUAUUUGUGCAAUCGACGUGAAGCUUGCGCGCCCUGAGCUGCCAGGGUUCGGGGGUGGGCAUUCGUAUUAUUUUUAGGCCCGUUGCAAUUUCCAGUGCGCCCAAGAGCUGGGGGGGUGCUUUUGCGGGCAUCUUCAUCUGUGCGCCCGCUCCUUCGCUUCUCUGGUGGCGAUGAAUGAAGGAGCACGGCUGCGCCAGCGUCUAUCUUGUGGGGCCCUCGGUGUUCCAUUUAGCAACAGCAUGCGUAAGCAGAAGUGCCAAGACUAGCAGCGUGGCACGCCCCUGCGGCGGACUUGACUGCGCGUCCCCUUUAUGUAAGUGCGUACUCACUGUACAGAGCAGAGCAGGGAGGCCCGCGUCAGUGGGUCUGCUUUUCUCUGUGGCCUCACCGUGCGUGGCUUGCCUUCGAGGUCGUCUCGGUGUCUUCGUUCUCGUUGUGGGGUCGCAAGUCUUUGGCACUAGCGCAGGCUAGUGCGCUUCUUUCUUGGCUGGUAUUUGUCCCCGCGGGUGUCUCACUCUUCCUUGGGUGGUUUUCUAAACCUAUGGACUUGGCCCGCAUGAUUUUUUUUAGGGGGCCUCUGGGUCCGUGUUUUUUCCUUCUUUUCGAAUUUUUGUCUUUUCGCCGGUGUGCUUUGUUUGGUAACUGCCAAGGCUUGGGCCUGUCUGCUGUGGCAAUUGCCAAGGCAUUCGCCCGUACGGCUUGGCAAUUGCCAAGGCUUUGGCUUGUUUGCCUUGGCAAUUGCCAAGGCCUUCGCCCGUCAUUGCCAAGGCCUUCGCCCAUUUGCCCUGGCAAUGAAUUGCCAAGGCCUUCGCCCGCUACCGUUUGCCUUGGCUAUUGCUAAGGCCUUCGCCCGUCAUUGCCAAGGCCUUCGCCCAUUUGCCCUGGCAAUGAAUUGCCAAGGCCUUCGCCCGCUACCGUUUGCCUUGGCUAUUGCCAAGGCCUUCGCCUGUGUGCCUUGGCAAUUGCCAAGGCCUUGGCCUGUUUGCUUUGGCACUUGGUUGCCAAGGCCUUCGCCCGUUUGCUUUGGCAAUUGCUUCCGCCAAGGCCUUCGCCCGUACGCCUUGGCAAUUGCCAGGCAGGGCCUUGGCUUGUUUGCUUUGGCAAUUGCCAAGGCUUUCCUGCGCCCGUUUGCCUUGGCAAUCGUCAAGGCCUUGGCCGGUUUGCCUUGGCAACUGUCAAGGCCUUCGCCUGUGUGCCUUGGCAAUUGUGUGCCAAGGCUUUGCUCGCCCGCUUGCUUUGGCAUUUGUCAAGGCUUUGGCUGGUUUGCCUUGGCAAUUGUCAAGGCCCUCGCCUGUUUGCCUUGCUUGACAUUUGUCAAAGCUUUCGCCGGUUUGCCUUGGCAUUUGUCCGCAAGGCCUUCGCCUGAUUCAUUGGCUUGGCAAUUGUCAAGGCACUGGCCGGAUUGACAUCUGUCAAGGCCUUCGCCGGUUUGCUUUGGCAAUUGUCAAGGCCUUCGCCCGUUUGCCUUGGCAAUUGCCAAGGCUUUGGCUGGUUUGCUUGGGCAAUUGUCGAGGCCUUCGCCCGAUUGGCUUGGCAAUUGACAACUAUUGGCAAUUGCCAAAGCUUUGGCUGGGUUGGCGUUUCCAUUUGGGAAAGCUUUCGCCCGAUGGAUUGGCUUGGCAAUUUUCAAGGCUUGGGCUGGGCUGGCAUUUGUCAAGGCUAUCGCUUGACUCAUUGGCUUGGAAAUUGCCAAGACUUUCCCUGGCCAGUUUGCCCCCUGUUGGUGACCGCCGCGACGAUGUGAAAGACGUGUGCGAAGUUUUCCGGAAAAGUUGCCCGGAUUGGUCUUCGUUGUCUUUUUGCUUGAAAGGCCAAACCAGGCGCCGAAGCGCCUGGCGCUGCUUUUCGUUCGUUUUGUGUUUCGUCGUUGGUGGCAGCCUCGGGCUCGGCGCCGGUUCGUUGUGGGCCGCUCGCAUGCCGCUGGCAUCGGCGCCGCCCUGGGUGCAGGCGUGGCGCGCUUGUGUGAGCCCCCUGAAGCGUAGGACACCGGGGCGGAGGACAGGGGAAACGCAGGCGGGGGAGCAGUGUCACCAUAAGCCGGCGGCGGCCAGCUUUCCACGCUUGAACACCUCCAGCGGCUUCUGGUCUCUCUUGUCACUUUAGAAAGAAGAAUCUUGGUGAAAAGUUCGCGAAGGAAAUCUGUGAAAAAUCUGCGCGGAAUCUUUCUGAAAAGAUAAACGCACGAAGUUCCAACAUGGUCAAAGCAAACACUUCGCGAAGAUUCUGCAGCUUUUGCCUUCCUUGUUUUUCUUGGUGAAGGCAUGAAAAUGGACCGCCAGGAGCAAACUCGUGACAAUUUGCAGCGGGAGGGAGCGCAUAGGGCUCCGCGUCUUCUGUGUCUGCUUUGUGUGGUCUUUCUGUUUCUCUCCCCAAAGCUGUGCAGCCUUUUAGGCUGUGCAUUUGUUUGGAAAUUUGUCGGGCGGCUGCGUCGCAGGCUGGCUCGUUGGCUUGUGGUGCUCUCAGUGCAGUGUGUUACCGGGCUGGUCGUGUGUUGGUUCUGUCGGCUCUGCUUUCAGAGGCUUAGCAGGCGCCGCGUGAAGUGGACAGGCGCGAAAGCGGCGCGCGUGAGCCCCGGCAACUUUUCGCCAAGGUUCUCCGCUGUCGGCAGUCUUCGGGCGCGGUGGUCUCCAACACCUGCCAAGGCUUUGCUCGCUUGUUUGCCUUGGCAAUUGUCAAGGCCUUCGCCUUGCUCCGCGCUGGCUGGGCUUUGGUUGGUUGGGCUUACUUGGUUGGCCGGGCCUCGGUUGGUUUGGCCUCCCUCGGUUGGUUUGGCUUUGGUUGGUUUGGCCUUGGUUGGUUGGGCCUUGGUUGGUUGGGCCUUGCUUGGUUGGCGGGGCUUUGGGCUUGGUUGGUUCGUUGGGCUUUGGUCGGUUGGGCCUUGGUUGGUUGGCCCUUGGUUGGUUGGCCCUUGGUUGGUUGGGCCUUAGUUGGUUGAGCCUUCUGAUUGGGCCUUGUUUUUUGGGCCUUGGUCUGUUCAGAGUUACUAGAGUCUAGAGCUUUCGUCUACUACCUUUUAACUCACAGAAUACUACUGCAGGGGCAGAGGGUUUAGAUUUUAUCGACCUUGUAGCUCUCGAAGUAGCUCAAGAACAAGAAGCACCAUCUUGAAACGUAUACUCACCAGCCUUAAGAAGAUGAUGGCCCCGGAAAUCGCUGCCAAGCAGCUGGAGAUGUUGAGCUCUUCUAACAUGGUCUCGGUGCUGACGAACAGCGAGGCCGGCUCUACGUCUACUCAGGACCCAACGACAAUACCCGCCGCAGGAAACAAGGUAGAUCUUCAGAAUUGUCAUGGUCUUGAAGUAUCAUCACUAUCAACGGGAAAAACGUGUCGUGACAGAUAUCAGUCGCACGAGCAGAACACCUACCACGCCUUGUCUUCUUCUUUCCAAUGGAAUAAAAGCACUCAGGUGCUGGCGUCUCCCUAUAAGUCAAGCAAUCGAUUAUCAUCGCGCCUGAUGGCGAACGGGGCCAAGAACAGUACCAACUUCAAAAGCGCCUCCAGUGCAAGCAAAAAGGUAGAGUAUUUCUGUACUUCUUCCAAAAUCUAUCUCGUCUGUCCACCUUCGUCCCCUUUGAUGUCAUCACCGUGGCCCAUAACAUAGAGCAACUACAUCAACCUGCUACCCUACCUCUCGUAAACGCCCCCGCCUCUGGAUGCGUCUCCCCCUUCCCCUUUUCCCCUCUUUGAACUACUUCCCCUCUUUGAACUACUACUAACUACUACUAACUACUACUAACUUCUACUAACUACUACUAACUACUACUAACUACUACUAACUACUACUAACUACCCCUAACUACCCCUAACUACCCCUAACUACCCCUAACUACCCCUAACUACCCCUAACUACCCCUAACUACCCCUAACUACCCCUAACUACCCCUAACUACCCCUAACUACCCCUAACUACCCCUAACUACCCCUAACUACCCCUAACUACCCCUAACUACCCCUAACUACCCCUAACUACCCCUAACUACCCCUAACUACCCCUAACUACCCCUAACUACCCCUAACUACCCCUAACUACCCCUAACUACCCCUAACUACCCCUAACUACCCCUAACCACCCCUAACUACCCCUAACUACUACUAACUACUACUAAGUAUUGCUAACUACUACCAGCCAUUUGUUGGUCAGUGGUCGUUACUGGCUCUAGAUCCUAUGGAUGAACCUGCUGGGCAUGCCGGUGGCGUGGCUGCCCUCACUCGUCACCUUGAUCAUGAUCGACGCCGGCCCUUGUCUUGAUUUCUCGCGAGUUCCUCGCGUGGUCAACAGAUGAACUCAAUGAAUUCCCGAAGGUUGUUGCUUACUCUGUUCCACGUCUUAGACGCUAGCAGCUCCCUCAGCCACAUCGUGAAGAGCUAGAAGAUAUGGAGCAGCUAAGAACAUGGAAGCCACGCACAUGAAUGAGCAGCAUGGUCCUCCAGAUCAAUAGCUGCACUCUGGCCCUUCAUUGUAUCCCGAUGACAUUGGGCCCAUUUUGGUAUCACUCUAGGGCCUUAGCCAGUCAGUGACCUUGCGGCGCGUCGGUUCUGGUCGUCUCUCUGUUACAUUGCGACGAUGGAUGCCCUAAUUGCUCUUAGGAGCUUCAUAGUGUGCCAGUGCCUGGACGUGUUCGCGUGUUCCGACGCUAUUGCUAACUAUUAAUCGCUAGCGCUACUAACUGCUACUAACUACUACUUACUAAGCAACUACUACAAAGUAGCUUGCUACUACUAAGUGGCUACUACUAAGUAACUACUACUAAGUAACUACUACUAAGUAACUACUACUAAGUAACUACUACUAAGUAACGACUACUAAGUAACUACUACUAAGUAACUACUACUAAGUAACUACUACGAGGUCACUAUUACUAAGUAGCUACGUCCUAGCUACUAGGUAACUACGUCCUAGCUACUAAGUAACUACUACUAAGUAACUACUACUAAGUAACUACUACUAAGUAACUACUACUAAGUAACUACUACCAACUACUACCAACUACUACCAACUACUACCAACUACUACCAACUAAUACUAACUACUACUAACUACUUUACUACUAACUACUACUAAGCACUACCAACUACUACCAACUACUGCUAUUUACUACUAACUACUACUAACUGCUACUAACUCCUACUAACUCCUACUCACUACUACUGACUACCACGACUAACUACAACUAACUACUACUAACUCCUACUAACUCCUACUAACUCCUACUAACUCCUACUAACUACUACUGACUACCACUAACUACCACUAACUACUACCAACUACUACGAACCACUACUAACUACGACUAGCUACGACUAACUACUACUAACUACUACUAGCUACUACUAACUACCACUGACUACCACUGACUACCACUGACUACCACUAACUACCACUAACUACCACUAACUACCACUAACUACCACUAACUAUGACUAACAGACUACGACGAACUAUGACGAACAGACUACGACAAACUAUGACUAACAAACUACGACUAACAAGCUACGACUAACAAACUACGACUAACAAACUACGACUAACAGACUACGACUAACAGACUACGACUGACUACGACACGCUACGGCUAACUACGGCUAACUAUGACUACGACUACUGCUACUACUAUCAUUAGUAGUUCGGCGGCUACUAUUCUAGUUUUUAACUCGACUGCUAACUAUCAGUCUAUGAAUAUGCUACACAUAACUAGACUACUACUCCACUAUCGCCGUAGAUCGAUCAUUAGUGCGACUUAUGACACUAUAGGCCAUUUUUUCUCCCAACGCAUAUAGGUAAAAAGGGCCAGGGCGCGUGCGCGUCAGCGUCUUGAAUCUGAAGCCAAGCAAGCGGCCCCCAAACAAGCGGCCGGCCGCCGUUCUGCUUUUAGAAGUGCCGCGGUACUUGUUGAUAAAAAACGUCUUUUCUUGCAAUGGCUCUCCUCGCUCAUGCUAGGCGCAUUCACUUACCCACUCACCCAGCUGUAAACUAGAUCCGCUGAAGGAUGAGGGUCGCUCUAUGUAUUGUUGGGCCUUGGGCUUGUUGCUUGGAUUAAAGUGUAUCCAUCUUGUCGCUUCCAACGCCAGUGGGCCUAGAAAUCACCAACAAUAUGCAGGUAAAAAGCACCAGCCGCGCGCAUCUUCACAGAAAAGCCGCGCCGUCCAAAAAAGUGCUGAAUAUCCAACGCGGUUCGGCCGGUUUUGGUUCAGCAGCCCUCCUCUUGGUUCAGCAGGUGCAGGGGCCGCAGCGUGUGUUCGUCCUUGGUCUACAGCAGGAUGCUCAGCAUGGUGCUGCCCUACUUCAGCAGGGGUCUUUUGCCAUUGACGGCCAAGCGGAAGCGGCUGAAAUUAUGGGCGGCUUCUCUCUCUCUUGAUUCAAGAAGGUACUUCGCAGCCCUUGUGUCUCAGAUCAUAAGACGCGACUGCCCUACUGAGAAGCGUCUAUCUCUACCAAGUAGGAACCGACACAAAGCCAAGACUUUGCAUCAGGUUAGGAAAUAUUUCGACAAGAGUAGCAGCUUCGACAAUAUAGCCCAACAAGACGAGGCAGGGCCCAGGGACGCACAGACGAGCGAAUAUAUAGCGAGACACUUUACUGCUACAGUCACUGAGUGACACUACAGCCGCGAGCGGUCUAACAAUAACAGCGGGCGACAUAGUCGGAAGAUAUUAUAUUAUAAGUGAGGCCUCCGCUAGCACUACACUUCUGUCGCCUUCUUCUUCUUCUUCUAAUUCUAUCUCGACAAGCAUCACGAGCAGCGAGGAGAACAGCGCCAAGACUAAGUCGCCGAACCUGCGCGGUUCUAUGACUUUUCGCCGAACUCACAAGCAGGCCAAGUCGCCCAGCCUGGGAGAUGAUGGCUCGAAGGUGCAGAUGGAAAAUGACAACAGCAGCAAGAUGAGCAGCAUGAAGUCGCCCAACCUGCGCGGGACUGCAGUUUUUCUCCAGGAGCAGCCGUCUUGUGGGAAGGGUUCCAGUUUUUGUGGCUGUGCUCAGGAUGAACUUAGGGCACUACGGUCUCUCUGGCUCUGCUGAAUCAAUAGAAAGCAAACGCGUCAAGUAGGUGCGCUCCCUCUGUGAGUAAGUAUAACCAUCGCCGGCCCCAGUAGUAGUAGCAGUAGCAUAGUAUGCCGCUCCUGUUUACUUUUCUUGCAAGAACUCUAUGCAGCUGCGAAGAUGUCCUAGGACAGGCAGAAGCACUAAGGACGCGCCUACUUCUAGCUCACUACGUUUGGCCCUUUUUUGUUCCCAUGCCCUUCACCUUUCAUCCAGUGGGUGUUUCUUCUGAGUAGUGUGCCUGCAAUUGAAGCGAUCGUCUUGAGCUGUCGCCAGUCUUGGGGCCCUCUAGUGCGGACGCAUCAGAGUGAUAAUUAUUUUGAUUACCAUUACUAGCCCUCGCCUUCUUGCGAUAGCUUCCCUCUAAGAAGUUGGAAUCGGUGCAGAUGCUCUCGACGGCCAACCCGAAGGAAAAGACCGCGCUCCGAUUAAGGCUCAGCUACAUAGCUCUACUUUAGUCGUACACUUUGAGGCAUUUCAUCUCCCGGCCUCCUUCUUAGCUCUAGGACCGCAUCGGGAGAAGUUGCGGCGUCGCUCAUCUCCAUCACCUUGGGACUGUUCUGAGCAAAUGUCCUCGGGGAGGGCGAGUGCAUUUGCGUGACUGCUUUGCGCUCUAAUCGGCGACCUGUGCAAAUUCGAGCGGUGGUCCCUCAAGAAAAAUUGGGACUCGAUGACAAGGCGGCUCGGCUUAGGCGAGGGUGCGUGCGUAAAAAACCUCGCUGUGGGUGCCUAUAUUUAUGAUGGGACGAGAGAGGUGGAGAAGGUUGCGAACACCUCUAGCGCAUGUGCCUGAGGUCUUGAUGUAAGCGGGUUGCUAGCUGAAUAAAUGGCCGCGCAGUUGCGCUUGCGUCUUACUCUUAGAAGGUUGCCCUCUGGGGUCCUCGGGCGCUCUCCUUUUUCAGCGUCCCAUUGGUUGCUCCUUUUUUUCUUAGCUAGGGCCUGCCCAGCAUUAUCAUGGCGGUGAAGUAUUCUCUGUCUCUGAUGCUUCGCUUCCUUAGGAGAAGCAGUCUAGUUGCUCGAAGCUUUUGGCCUACAGCGUUCGAAAAAAUUCUCACAGUAUUUCGGAACACUUCGACACUGGAAGGCCCAAACUUUUCGCGCAAAGGUCGCCAUGCAUAUUUGAAAAAAGCGCGACUUUUUUGCAAAAAAAAGCGGCUUUUUUCGAAUAUGGUGAACCUUUUCCAAGUUCGGGUCUUGAGAGUAAUUCCCAAACUCACUGCUCUAGUCCUUCGAAAGUAUUCGCGAAGCCGUUCGGAAACACUUCGAACGCUGUAGGAAUUUCAUCGAACGGACGGCGCAGAAGGUUUGUCUUUGCAGCCUUUUGCGGUUUGUCUGGUCAUAGCCAUAGGAGAGGGCGUCCUCGUCUAAUCUUUCUUCCGCUACAACGAUAUGAACUGGCUCACAUCGUACACGCCGGAGGCGCAGUCUGUGGAUUUUCAUGCGCUACCUUAAGGCAAGAACGUGGCUAGACUCUCUUAUAGCCCAGCCCCAUGAUUGGGCGCGCGACUGUUACUACUGCUAGAGACCGACGACCACCCCGCACAGAGCGCGGCAACUUUGUGGCGAUCCGCUUCCGCUCUCAAAGGGAACAAUCAAAAGGGCGCGAAGGAUGGCGGCCCCGUCCCUCCUCUUCUACCUCUUAGUUGAAUUCCGGAAGAGUAAUUAGAAGUACUACAGCAAAUGCCUGCGAUAUUCAUCUCGCAGGACUGUCGCCCCAAGCGCCGCAAAUAGGGAAAGGAGCUAACUUUACUAUUCUAGGUGGGUCAUAAAUAUAUUCAUAGACAUGACAGGCAUAGACAACUAGCGCGAGGACUGGCAGGGGCUCUACUUCUAAUUCUCAGAGGAGUACACUGACAUCAUCCAGAGCAAGGCCGGCUCCGUGCAGUGGUCCCAUAUCUUGGACGAGUACCGGCGACUUCUUGCGCUCUCAAAGUCCUCCAAAAGUAUGAAGCCAGUCGUAAAGCCGCUGCCGUCUAUGUACAGCGCCAGAAAUGGCCUCGAAGUGGUCUUCUCGCUCGGUCUAACUAUGAAGAUUCCAAACGACAUAAAAAGUUAAGGCUUGCCGAGGUAGAGGCAUUAUCAAAAUCAAAUUUUUUUCGGCAAACUCUACCCAGCUCUUCAGUCACGGUCGAAGUACGCACUUGGUGUUAUUUACCAGCGCAGCCCCCCUCUCAAGUCGAUGGAAAGCACUGAGCCCGCCUUGAUGAGGGGGGGGCGUGUGGUGUCUGUCGUUGUGCUUGAGCUUGAUUGUGGUGCUUUUUGAAGCAUGCGCUUCGCGCUUGUGCCGUGAUUUAACUGCACACAAGCUUCGUCGAGCUGCUCUAAGAGAAGCUGUGCGAGGACGUGGCCCAAAGCGCUGGCAAUAGCAAGGCAAUCCGUCCGGUUUUGUGGCUGCUUCGACGUUUCUCCAAAAACAAGAGUGGCGCCACGUCGACGCAACUGCAAGAGACAUGCAGUCGCCUUCUUAUGGCCUCCUCGAUCAUUGGUUCUAGCAGGUAGGUGCGCAGGCUCUUCUUGUUCCCCGCUUGGAUUGCCAUAAUUCUUCUUCCCAUUGUCUUCCUAGGUAGUAGUCAUUCUCUUGUACGACUCUAAAUUCUUGCCAAAGGUCCGAGACUUGAUUGCGGAGGGGGCGCAAGCAGUGGCGCAGAAAACUGCGGUGCUUUUUUUUCCUACCGGGGCGGCUGACUCUCGUCGCUUCUAUGCCAGUCUCACCGAGGGAGCACUGGGCGACUUCAAUGACGGAGAACGAGGAGCGACAAAAGUUAUUCGAAAACUCAAAGUCGCCGAGUUACUGACUGAAAUAAGGGAGGUAGCUUAACGUCACGGCUACUCUUCCUUUUCGUCAGUAUCUCGCUUAUUCUGAUCAGUUACUUGCUUACUUCAGUUUUUCGAAUAAGUAGGUCAAGCUGUGGCGUUGGCGCUGGUCUUUCUCGCUGCUGUUGCGUGAAGUUCUUCAUCGUGGUAGUGCAAGCCCUCACUUCUCUCAGUAAAGGCAUCUACCUAGUCACUGCUUCGUCGACUACUUGUGUGUCCUUCUCUUACCUUCAUACCGUAGAAGAAGCUUGGCGGGGCAAGAACAAUAGAAGCGAUUUCGGUGCGCCAUGAGUAUGUAAGCAACGCAGAGGCUACACUACCACACCAACUGAAACACAGAAGGAAGAACAACCCAGCAACAGCAUGGCCAUUGAGUCGGCCUAGCUGUGUUCUUUCGUAGUCCAUUCAGUGCCCCCAUCGUCUAGAUAUUUUGGAGCGAGGCAAGCCGGUAGACUCUCACUCUUCUAAACAGCACGACGAAGCAGCGGUGGCGGGUCUUUCAAGAACGGAGAUGGCCAUCCGGCAAGACAUGAAAGCGCAGACGCUCCAUUUGGUCAAUACUGCGGUGAGUGAGGAUGGGAGCAGCGCUAGUUCUUGUACGGCUAACCCAUCUCGUCGCUCGUGUCGUGUCAUCUAAUGAGUACAGUUAUAGGCGGAGAGUGACGCUCAGAAGGUGAGAGAUUGAGAGGGAAGCCCUGGGAGCUAUGUAUGAUCGUAUUCGCAGCUUAUUCAAUGGGCUUGGAUUCUAGUAGAGUGUAAAUGGACGAACGUCGUUAGCUGUAGCCAUUUCGUCCAUUUCUAAUGGCUCUUGCUGUGGGCAUUGUGGAGUGGCGGGCGUUUAUGACCGUCUUGCGCGUCUGUUGUUUCAAAGUGGCGCAGGCGCGUGGUAUCGCGGCCAGGCCGCGUCUUCAUUCCUUAUGGUACAACCAGGAGGCGGCCGGGGUUUUUUGCCGAUGCCUGCGGCACACGGACAAGACGUAGGAGGAGAAAAAAAGGCCACCGGUAACAACCACAAGUGGUAUACGGCUGGAGUGAUUGAACCUAAUAUACCCGAAAAAUUGGCACAAUUUGGCUAGGAAUUUUGUGAAAAAUGCAAACUCUGCAAAAUUUUUUGAUGACAGAGCACGCGCCGCCUGCCGUUGUAAGUCUGUACUCCGCAGAAUUCUACCAAAGUCUUGCGACCGGCAGGACGCUGCUGAGGCUUUCGGCCUUGGUUACUUGGCUAGGGCUCGCCGCUCGCAGAAUUGUCCGAAGGGUGAAGAGCCUGGCGACUGCAGUAGCGCGGCCAAGAAUGCGAGCGAGCUUGCGAAGCGCACGCACAGGCAAAAGCCCAGCGAGAAGCGAAACCGCUGGGCAGCUCAGUGCGCUUAGUCGGCUUUGUUGAUAGUCAGCGUGUGGGCAGCUGUUGGUCUUCGUUUGGUCUUAUGAAAAUGAAAGACCAAGGUGUUCGCGCUUUUUAUUCUGGUCAAGAUUGAUUGUCGCACCUCGUGGGGGCUUGCUGAGCCUUGUGGACAUUUGGUGGGCGUUCGCGCUAGUCUUGUUUGGCUUGGCGUCGGUCAUGCGAUCAGGCUCAGGCGUGCGACCAAAUCACAGCAGGGGGAACAGGGUGGACAGACACAAAGUAGCCGGGAAGCGUCAGAGGGCUUGCGCCCUUUCCUUGCUUGUCUUCCUUGUUCAAGAAACAAAUGAAACACAUCGAGACGGGGCAGCGUAUACCAUGCGCUUGCGCUUUAUAUUCAAUCAUCUGAUGGGGCAGAGCGGGUGGCCGUUCGCUACGUCAGUCUGCCGGGCGCUUGGAUUUGUUUCACCGCUCUCCAUUUUGAGUGCUUUGGCUGUUCGUCGCGCUUUGCUUUACGCAGGGGUAGGGUCGUCGCUGAGCUUAAGACGAAGCCGCGGAUCCGGGAUUCGCUGCUUUGGGUUAGUUUCUAACUUGGUAGCAGUCGGCAGACUCCGUCUCGCGGGAAACCGUCGAGGUCUUAGCUGAGGGGAGCUCAGCUUCGUUUCGUCUGAGUAAAGUUCCCUUCGGGUAGCACCGCUCUCCCGCGCCGCGGUUAGAUACCGUGGCCCGCGGCCUUGCCUUGGGGCAGGGUAGGCGCGGUUUCUCGCAAGCCGGGUCGCGUUCUUUCGUGAACUUUUGGAGGGGAGGGCUGCUUCCUUUGCAUGUGCCCGCCUUGUGGUCCUCUUUUGGCGAUAGGCGAGCGCACGUACUAGAAGCUUUGUGGCAUGCAGCAUUUUCCCGUCUAGGCUGUCAGUGCAGGCCGCGCAGGGACUGACAGCGGUGAUUGAGAUGGGGCCGCCACUGCAGGCCGCGCAGGGGCUGACGACGGUGAUUGAGAUGCGGCCGUCAGUGCAGGAUGUCAGGGUGGUGAUGCGUAAGGCUCUCGGUGCAGGCUGUCAGGAUGGUGCGGAAUGUUUUCCCGUCUAGGCCGUAGCCAGUGCAGGCCGCGCAGGGUCUGGCGACUGAGAUGGGGCCAUCAGUGCAGGCUGUCAGGGUCGGUGGUGAUGGGUAAGGCCGUCCGUGCAGGCCGUCAGGGUCGGUGGUGAAGAUGGGUGUGGCCGUCAGUGCAGGCCCUCAGGGUGAUGUGAACUAAGUAAGGCCUUCAGUACAGGCUGCCGCGAUGGUGAUGGUCGGGCGAAGUGAUCCCGGCUGCCGCCAGUGCAGGCACGCAGGGCUAUUCUUGUCCGUCUGCCUUUUGGGCUGUCAGUGUAGGUCACUCCGUUCCGGGGUCGCUCUCUCCCAUCUUGGCCACCGAGGGCUCCCGCGAACCCCCGGCGGCCUCGCACUUGGCAUCUCAUUUGGCAUGGCCUGGUCGGCUUCGUUAUCUAGUGGCCCCGAAGUCUACCGCUGGGCCCUGCCCGCUAGAAAGGGCUUCCCACGAGGAGCCCCUUUAUUUUUUGCCGGCGUGCUUCGGCUGGUCGGCCUUCGGUCUUGCGUCUUCGCGCGAGAGGCUUGGCGGGGGGCAGUGGCACACCGAAUUCUGAUAACUAGGGCCGCGGCUCGUUGCUCUUCUUAUCUCUAUUUACUCCGCGCUUCUUUGCGCUUUGGCUUUAUAUAUUUAUGAGACCGGCUAGCUAGAGCGGUUGGCCUUUCGCUCCAUCAGUCCGCCGGCUGGUUUAGGGUUUCACCGUUUUCCAUUUUGGGGCGCGCCGAGUUCUUUCCCCUCACGCACCUUGCCCCCCGCGUGGCCGUCGCUCGUCGUCCCGUAAGCCUUGCUUAAUUCGUUGAGGGUUGAGUUAGUGGUGGGCCCGGCCGGCUUCGUCAUCUCGUUGCGCCGACGUCUACCUUGGGGCCCUGCUGGCUAAAAAGGGCUUACCGCGGAGGGCUCCCCUUUUUUGCUGGCGUGCCUCGGCUGCUCGGCCUUCGGUCUUGCGUGUUCGCGCGUGAGGCUCCCCCCAUACGUGGCGGGGGGCAUGCAGUGGCGUGCAGAAUUCUGGUAUGGCCGCCGCUCGUUGCUAUUCUCAUCGACAUGGUUACUUAGUUGGGAGACUGAGAUAGACGAAAACGCAGGACAAAAACAAGAAGAAUUAGAGGGGCUGAGCCCUCUCCCUUUGAAGAGAUGAGACGGGGAGGGAGCGUGCACCGUGGUGGACUGAGGUGAAAAAACGGGGACAGAAAUGGGAAGGAGAGGCAAGAGACCCCGGCCCCGCCUUUGGCGAAAGAAGUGGCACCGGGCCCGCGCAUAGGGUAGCGGACCAGUUGAGGAAGGUCAAAAGAGUGGGGCUACAAAAAUGAAAAGGACAGCUAAGGGCGCGCCUUCCCUCUUUGAAGGAGUGGCAGCUGGGUGGCGAAUUGUAUGGGACGGAGGCGAAGAAACUAGCGCAAAAACGGGGAGAGACGCAGGGCUUCGGGCCUCCUUUGUUGAAGAGAGGAGACGCGGGUGGGGCGGAUCUAAAUCUAUCAGGGGCGAAUGGAGUGAGACAGCGUCGGGAAGAGUCAAAGGGGAGGCUUUGGGCCUCCUCCCCUUGGGGAAGUGACUGACUGAUACCGGGGUGAAGCAUGCUGGGCCAUCUAGAGGACGCUCGCAAGGUGUGAAGACUAGCAGCAGCGCGGCAAAAUCAUCCAUGAAAGGGCAGAGGCGUGGGGCUUUUCCCUCUUGAACACACAAGCAAAAGCAAGAAGUGAGACGGCGGCAGAGCGUGGCGCCGUCAGGUGACAGACUGCGAAAAAUGUAAGACAAAACUGAAGACGAGUAAGAAGCAGAAGCGUCGGGCGUUCGCUUUUAUAGCAGUGGCACUCCCUCGCUGGCUUUUUCCAUCCCUCCAUGGUAUAUAUGUAGCUGAGACGGAAAAAGUGAAAAGGCCCAACGCAAAUAAGGACGAGCGCGGGCACUGUGUGGCGGUGUUGACUGGGCUGCGCAGGUGUGUGUCGCUGGCAAACAGGUGCGGACGUGGAGCCGCCAGCGCGCCCCCGGAUCUCGGCUGACUGAUAACAAUUUGCAACACUGGUGCUGUGGCGGGUGCUGCUUGUUCUUGAUCUUGUGGCUGCUGCGCUUCCAUCUGGGUGAGAAGCUUCUGGCGAAGCGGCUCGGCUUCGCUCGUACCACCCCAGGGAGUUCCCGCUGAGGGGCUCUUUUAGUUUGUUAUCGGCGGCGUGCUUCCCUCCCGUAUCUACCACCAUCCCACCCACGCAGUUGCAGAAGGAAGAUCCACCGCCCGCAGCUCUCCAAUCUGCAACGCUCGCGCCGAUAGUAUCACGCGGGCGCCAAUGAAAUGAAAAAGAUCGGAGGCACCCACUUCGGGCAUGACUAUACAAACGCGUGAGCCCUCGGCGAACUUGAGGAGGGUCUUGGCCUGUCCAUUUUUCUGCCUUUUGUCGCCUACUUCUAUGCAGUAGUCCACUUUUUUUUUGCCGCUUGCCUGUUCUAACUUACUCUUGCAGUUUCCGCCCUUUGCGAUGCCUGUUGUGAUUCAUUUAUGAAAAACCCAGGGCGACUGGGGUGAGGGACAUUAGAAAAGCCAACGCUUUCGACAUGCGUCCCGAUCUGCAGGGCAUACGCCUUUAGCAAAGAAAAUAAUGAGACGGACUCCGAUCCAAAUUUUUGCCCAAAUUGUGCCAAGUUUUCGCAUUAGGGACAAUCAGCGGGAAGAUCUAACAGACUCGCAAUUUCAAUCGGCGCUGCCGCUGUCGUGCUCAUCUUAAUUGGCACAGCGUGUCUGAUUGUUUACGCGAAGACUGGUUUUGAUUGCCCGGAUCCCAGAAACUAUAUUUAA
Molecule: messenger RNA, 16529 nt
Organism: Amoebophrya sp. A25
Lineage: Eukaryota; Dinophyceae; Syndiniales; Amoebophryaceae
Source: the annotation of a GenBank genome assembly